AUGGCGGUCAAUCGGGAGGAAAUCCUCAAGGAGAGGGCGGCGUUCAUAAGGGAUUCUCUGCACAAGAGCCAAACCAUCAUCGAAACCGUAACCGCCAUGCGUCCCACUCAGAUACAAAGGCAUUCAAUUAGAAAGGCACACAAGAACCUUGACAAGACGCUUCAGGCAACUCAGCUGAUUUUAAGUCAAUUUGAUCUUGCACGGCAGGCAGAGGCAAAGACACUAAGAGGGCCACAUGAGAAUUUGGAAAGUUAUCUGGAGGAUCAGUUGAGGGGUGUAAUUAAACGUUUUGAUAGUGACAACAACUUUAAGGGUGGUGUACUUAACAAGUAUGUUGGUAAACUAGAAGAGGAUCUUCGUCAGCUCCUUAGCGCAUACAGCAAACCGGUUGAACCGGGUCUUUUUGACGGUUUGCCUCAAUCUCUACGUCCAUCUCCUGAUGCUGGCUUGAAACAGCAGCAACAAAAGAGUUUAGGAACUGCUGUGUACCACCCACCAGCUCUUGUUCCACCACGAGUUCAAGCUGGCCACCAUCAGGAAGUGUUCAAUAUUUACAGAGAUAUCCGAGUUUCAUCUGUGGAGCAGAGUCUCAGAAAACUAGGAGUGGAAAGAGUGAGUAAAGAAGAUGUACAAAAGAUGCAAUGGGAAGUUUUUGAAGCAAAGAUUGGAAACUGGAUUCAUUACAUGCGGAUUGCAAUGGAUAUAAUUUUUGGAAGGAAAUAUUGUACUGAAAUGCGAGAAGCUACUAUGAUUUUGACGAAGUGUUUGGCUGAGACUUCUCAAGAGACCUUUGUGGACUUUGAAGAUGCAGUGGAGAAAGAUGCCACGAAAACUACUGUUCAUGAUGGAACUAUCCAUCCUCUAACAAUCUAUGUGAUCAAUUAUGUCAAGUUUUUAUUCGACUAUCAUUCAACUUUGAAACUACUAUUUCGAGAGUUUGAUCACACUGAUGCAGACAUCCAAAUGGCGUCCAUAACAACACGAAGUAUUCAAGCACUCAUAACUAAUCUGGAUGGGAAAUCUAAGCAAUACAAAGACGCUGCAUUGACUCAAUUAUUUAUGAUGAACAAUAUAUACUACAUUGUAAGAUUUGUCCGCAGGUCAGAAGUUAAGGAUUUGUUAGGCGAUGAUUGGGUGCAGAUACAUAGAAGGAUAGUCCAGCAGCAUGCAAAUCAGUACAAGAGGAUCUCUUGGUCUAAGAUUCUUCAGUGUCUAUCCAUUCAGGGAGUUACCCCGGAGAACAGUUCCUUCAUAAUUUGUUCUCCCCAUGUUACCAGCAAUGUGUCAAGAGUGACAGUGAAAGACAGGUACAAGACGUUCAACGUCCUGUUUGAAGAACUUCAUCAAAGGCAAUCACAAUGGACAGUUCCGGACAGCGAGUUGCGCGAGUCGUUGAGGCUGGCGGUUGCCCAACUUCUCUUGCCUGCUUAUAGAUCUUUCAUUAAGCAUUAUGGGCCUAUGAUUGAGAACGGCAAGAAUCCUUCCAAGUACAUCCGCUUCACUCCUGAGGAUCUUGAGAGGAAACUGUCUGAGUUUUUUGAAGGAAAAACGUGGAAUGAGCAAAGGCGAUGAUAAAUUCAAUUGUGGAUAUCAAGCACUAGUUUUGCCUAGAAGAAGAUCGAGCUUAAUUCUGUUCUCAUAUUAUUAUUUUAAUUUAAAAGUAUAUGAAUAAUGCAUUUUGAUGCCUCAUUAACUUCUGUAUCAAUACCAUACCCCUUUCUUAGGUAUAUCAAAAUGUUUCAUUUUUAA
Messenger RNA from Ipomoea nil (Japanese morning glory), 1749 nucleotides. Its product is annotated as exocyst complex component EXO70A1-like. Gene Ontology annotation, biological process: exocytosis. The transcript is spliced from 10 exons. Gene Ontology annotation, molecular function: phosphatidylinositol-4,5-bisphosphate binding. The record is from RefSeq and is a predicted model, not a curated record. Lineage: Eukaryota; Viridiplantae; Streptophyta; Magnoliopsida; Solanales; Convolvulaceae. Bases 1 to 1572 code for a protein of 523 amino acids. Gene Ontology annotation, cellular component: exocyst.